UGAUAUGCUUUUAUUUACUUAUAUUUAUGUAUAUUUUUCAUAGACGAGAAAAACUUCAAGUAGGUUUAUCAGGAGAAGCUCUGAGUAAAUGGUGGCCUUACAAUAUUGUUUCCAAAAUAGUAGGUGGUGAGGCUUUUCUUGACAAUGAUCUUUUAUCUCAAAGUCAAAACUUUUCUAGUCAAGAUUUUCAAGAUGAUCAGAUUGCCACAAUGGAGGAUGGCAAAGAGAUUAUCUGUAUUUUACAUAUUGAAGCUUUGGAUGAUAUAAGUGAUGUGCAACCUAUUGUCACUAUUCCUGAUGAGGAACCAACUAAAUCUACAUCCAGCUGCAAUAAACGAAGGAACUCUGAUGAUAAAAAACUUUAAAUAAAAUAGCAAAAACUGAACCGGUAAGAGCAAAUAAAAACGCAAGUUUUUCUUCAAAAUACUUAAAAUUAGCAAAUAAAAAUCUUGUUCAAAAAAAAAAGUUCAAAUCCGUUCACAACAACUACGAAUCAGAGAGGUUGCUGCUUUAGAGCAUAUGACCGACGCAAUCGAAAAUGCAUCUUAAGCCCAAGUAGAUGUGUCUAAAGCCCAAAUAGAAUAUUAUAAGGUCUUAAUGAAAAAAUAAGGUGUUCUAUUAGUCAAGAUAUCUCUUUAGUAAUUAAUUAUGUUAAAAUAAAUUAAAUAUGUUAUGUCAAAAGGUCAAUAUCUUUUUCAACAGUAUACCUUGUUUACGUAUCUAUGCUAAUUAUAUUUAAUAAGGUUUUUCAAUAUUUUUUACUAAAGGGAUGGAAAUAUUGUACAAGCUUGUAGAUGAAUCUCUAUUUGUAUAUGUUUUUUAUGUUACUAUUUUACUAUUAUCAAAGGAAUAUUUAUUUUGUAAUUUCAAGCAUUAAAAUGCAUUUCUGGUGAUGUUUUUUA
Hydra vulgaris (swiftwater hydra) is the source of this 902-nucleotide messenger RNA. RefSeq lists its product as uncharacterized. Lineage: Eukaryota; Metazoa; Cnidaria; Hydrozoa; Anthoathecata; Hydridae. The record is from RefSeq and is a predicted model, not a curated record.